This is a messenger RNA of Stylonychia lemnae, 450 nucleotides long. The record is from the annotation of a GenBank genome assembly. Lineage: Eukaryota; Ciliophora; Spirotrichea; Sporadotrichida; Oxytrichidae.
AUGGCUAAAGCAUUCUAAUUAUACGUCGCUAAUUCGAACUCUUAAGAUUAUUACAUUGAGCAUGAAAACUAUUAUAACAGUAAUGAUUAUAAACUUUUUAUUUUAAAUUUAGCUUACUAGCACAGAAUUAGAAUUCCUACUCUCGCUUACGGUCAUGAUUAUCAUGUUGUUAGUAGCCCUAGCUACGCUCAAUAAACUGGCAAUUUAAUUAAUAACAAGAUAGUUUAAAAUUCUUAAAACAUUCAACCUUCAAAAAGUAUUUUGAGAUCUAAGUUGCUUUACCCUUAGCAACUUUUUAUUGAGAGAGAAGACCAUUUAAAGAGAGACAAAAAGAUAUCACCAGUAUACAUUCAUGUAAAUGCUGUCCCUUUCACCUACUCUAUUGCUUAAAAGAUCGAUGGACCAAACUAUUAUUUCAAGACAUCUAGAAAUUCAAAAUACUAACCUUGA